Messenger RNA from Mya arenaria, 1111 nucleotides. RefSeq names its product pyrimidodiazepine synthase-like. Gene Ontology annotation, cellular component: cytoplasm. Gene Ontology annotation, molecular function: glutathione dehydrogenase (ascorbate) activity; glutathione transferase activity. Bases 66 to 854 code for a protein of 262 amino acids. Gene Ontology annotation, biological process: glutathione metabolic process. The record is from RefSeq and is a predicted model, not a curated record. The transcript has 5 exons. NCBI's taxonomy places the organism in Eukaryota, Metazoa, Mollusca, Bivalvia, Myida, Myidae.
AUAAGAUAGGACAGAUAAACUUCUCCAUAUAUAAACUGAUCCAUUAUGGUCGACGAAUAUUGAAAAUGUUUGAGUUUUUAUUCAGAAUAUAUACAAUUGCAACUUAUUUACCGUUCUUCAUUAAAAACUGGAGAUUAUUUAAAAUGCUUCAACCACACUUAAGUAAAGGCGUCGAGUAUCCAGAGUUGGCCCCUGGCAAGAUGCGUCUUUACAGCAUGCAAAUUUGCCCAUACGCACAGCGAACAAAAAUGGUGCUGCUGCAUAAGGGCUUAGAGCACGAGACGGUCUUCAUUCACCUUCGGAACAAGCCUGAUUGGUACGUAGAGAAAAUCAACCCAUUGGGCGAGGUUCCUGCUAUUGAACUGGAUGGCAGGGUGGUCUACGACUCUCUUAUAGUGAACGAUUACCUUGACGCAAAGUACCCUGACAAUCGCUUGAACCCUGAGGACCCCUAUCAACUUGCACAAGAUCGGAUGCUUCUGGAACGAUAUGGCGGUGUGAUCAAGAUGUUUUACAAAAUCUUCUUCAACUUUUGUGAAGAUAAAGAAAGCGUUGAACAAACGUUGGAGGCUUUGGACAAAUUUGAGGUAGAAGUCAAGAAGAGGAAAACCCCAUAUCUCGGUGGAGAAAAACCGAUGAUGAUUGAUUUUAAUGUGUGGCCUCAUUUGAUGCGGAUUCCUUUGAUUUUCUACGCAUUCGUACCGGAAGUGACACUCGAUGCUGACAGGUACCCAUCUCUGACGUCAUGGAUGAACAAAAUGGAGGAACUUCCGGUCGUGAAGGAAACAAACAUUGAAAAAGACAUGUACAAAAUGUUUUUAUACAAUAUGCAAUUGAAGAAAAUCACUCAAUGAAAAGAGAAGUAAGCAACGCAAAUAAAUAUACAAAGACUUAAUGGCACUUACUGUUUUAUGCAAAUGGUGAUAAUGUGUGUUUGACCAUGACGCGUUUAAGCUUUUUUUCAUUCGUCAUUAUCACAUUGUAAACUAUUCAUUAAUUCUUAAGCACUUAUAUCGAAGUUCUUUUCACAUCGAAGAUGUCACAAUCUCAUGCAUAUUAUAUGCCAAAGAUGUAAAUAAAAAAUGGAAACUUGAAACAUGUCUUUUAAGGA